This is a messenger RNA of Phanerochaete carnosa HHB-10118-sp, 5710 nucleotides long. RefSeq lists its product as uncharacterized. The coding region runs from base 19 to 5619 and encodes 1866 amino acids. The record is from RefSeq and is a predicted model, not a curated record. Gene Ontology annotation, biological process: phosphatidylinositol-mediated signaling; phosphatidylinositol phosphate biosynthetic process. Gene Ontology annotation, molecular function: 1-phosphatidylinositol 4-kinase activity. The transcript has 30 exons. Gene Ontology annotation, cellular component: cytoplasm; plasma membrane. NCBI's taxonomy places the organism in Eukaryota, Fungi, Basidiomycota, Agaricomycetes, Polyporales, Phanerochaetaceae.
UCUGAAUUAGCAGUGAACAUGCCAGAAUCACUCAUCGGCGAAACCGUGCCUGUCCUUAUCGAAAUUCUCAGAGACGUCCCAUGCAUCGACUUCGACCGUUGCCUCGCUUGGGAAGACUGGGCUCUUCCAGAUCAACUAGUAGCGGCAACAGUGUCGGCUCUCCUUCGUAUCGCUUCCUCGCAUGCCGAGUACCGUGGUGAUGUUAUGGGUGCAAUCACGAACUUCGUCUCUCAGAUUGUAUCUAUGCUAUGCAAGGGCGAUUCUUCCGAUAUUCUCUCACAGUAUGCGCCGGCUUUCCACGGUUUUUAUAGGGCUAUUAUAUCGGUUCCCUUCUCUUGGUCGCUCGAAGAAUGGACUGCCAUUGCUACUCAUCUCAACGCUCUGUUCUCUACUGAAGUUGUUGCCAGUCUCAAUCACUUGCUCAUCGACAUCCUGAGAAGAGAGGAAGACGACCCGGAAGGCGUGCUGUUCAUCCGGACCUUCCUGUCCCGCUACAUCUCUCGCGGUCGACCUCUCAGUGGCUACUUUAUCCUGUGCUGCGUUAUCGAGGCUCAGUGGACGAUCCUUGGUCAAGCCUUAGCUCCAGCUGCGGUCAGUCCAGAGAAGGGGGUAUCGGCCUUCGCUGAAGCUGUGGCAGCCAAUCAUGCGUGGAAGAAUCUUGUGCAGGGACCCAUUGACGAGUCCCUGACCGGGAAUGAAGAGUAUCAGAAUGCUCUCAACAAGACUAUCGAGAGCGCUAUGAAAUGCUUCACCAACCUCCUAGCUCAAAUUGAAGAGCUAGAUUCAGAGCCUUCGGAAGACAGUUAUGCAUGGGAGACAAUGUCGGAAAGCCUGAAACUCGCGUCCGUUUGCUCGGCCGCUUCUCACAACCUGAACAAGGCUCUGUUUGCCCGGAUUCAACUCCUGCUCAGUGAAGAUUCCCCUGUUUCGGACAAUCUCGUGCAGGAAGCUGCCUUGAAAGCUACUGCUAUCCUUGUUCGAAACUUCCCGGAGACUGCAACCAAGAUGGCAAACCAUCUCCGCCGCUUUGUCACUUCUCCAUUACCGAUAUUCGAGUUUGAGUUUACUGCUGGAACACGGACGCCCCCACCUCUCGUAGCAGCCGCCAAAUGUCUUGCUUUGUGCAUUGACCUUGCGCCCGGCGAUGAUCUCAUCAUGUCUUACAUGUAUUCCCUUCUAAAUCACAUCGCUGCGACGAGCAAGGAGCCAUAUGAGGUCUCGGCCAUCAUGAAGACCUCCCUCGGCGACUCAGCUGAUGCUGCGACCUUGUACUCUAUGGAGACGGGCCUUCGAGGUCUUACCGAAGACGAGAAACGUCUUGUUGCGAUAAGUACUAUAUCGGCCGUCACUAGGCUGGCGCUAGAAUUCAAGACUGAAGAGGUUACGCGCCUGACGAUCUCCAUGCUUCUACAAAGGCUGCGGAGUGCGGAGCCUACUGUCGAGGCUGCAAUCGCUUACAACCUGGUAGACCUCGCUCUUGAGGCUCCAGAGGCCGCUUUUGCGGACAUCGUCAAAGUUUUCUCACAUAUCAAUCGUUCUGCUAAUCAGGACGAUCCCAGACUAUCGAACAACAUGGUUUUGGCUGCUCAAACUCGACUCGCUCGUGAGCUUCGUCGGAGACCGGAGCUCUAUGAGCUUUACCUAGUCGAGCUCUUAACUCUGUUCUGUGACAAGGGUGUUGCUAUCCAGAAUGUGGUCAUUUCAAAUCAUCGCGUCAAGGUCGAAGCGAUGACCGAGCAGCUUGCUUCGCUGCUGCUUCCGAUCGAUGCUCUCCUUAACCACGAAGACUGCGACAUUCAGCCUUCUUCGUCGCUCAUGACGCUCUUCAGGAAUAUGUGGUUCAUCUGCGUUCUAUUCCACUUCACCUCAGAGGACGAAGAACAUCCGGCGAUGGAGUGGCAAAAGCCUGCUUUGGCGCGCAUCGCCGCGAAGACACCGUCUAUCGUUCUCGACGAGGCGCACGACACCAUUGUCAGCGACCUGGAGUACAGUCCUGUUAUUCGCAAGGAGUACGCGGAGACAGUCGUCAGCAAGCACAGGGACACGCUCACGAAACAUAUUUCUCUGCGCUUGAGCGAGAUCAGAAGUCUUUAUCCCGGCCAGAUCAUCUUCUUACUCUGCAUGCACGAUAUGGAGCGUAUGCGGGCGUCGGCUGGUUUGCCUGCGUCAUUGGCAACAUAUUUCGCGAACAACGGCCUGAACAAGAACGUCGGGUUAGUGCAGUGCAUGGAGGCUGUGGCGGAGAAGGUCAUCCGUGAAAGCGUCAUCGACCUCAACGGUCUGGCUGCCAAGCAAGCUUUGCCACAAGCGCUGUCGAAGGAACUUCGCAGACUGCUUAUCUACAGCACGCACCGCAUUGCACGAGCUCGGGAAGUCGCCUCCAAAUACCUGAACCGUCUCAUCACGUCCUUCCCAUCCCUCACGUGCGAUCCCCCUCUGGUCUUCACCAUUCUCGAGAUUCUGACGCUUUUGCGUCGAGCAUGCGAGAAUGAGUACCUCGAUGAGGACAAUCCGACCUAUGUCUUCCGCUCAGAGAAGAUGGACCUUACCUUGGAACUGACGGACGACUACUCUGCUCGAAAUCAGAUGUUGAGGUCGCUGCAGCGAGACUCCAACAGUUGGUUUGAACUUGCUCUGGGUCGUGCUCCGGUGGAAUUGCAUGCUACGCUCCAGAGAUACCUCAGUGGCAACAAUGCAGCGUCCUCGGCGGAUCCAUCCGACCUUGGUCCGUCUAUUGCGGCGGACUUCGUCAGAGCUUAUGGUCCCAUUGACCGUAAACUAGCUUCUAUGUCGCUCUUGUUGGGCCACCAAUAUGACCGUGCCAAGGUUGCUGCUGGCGAGCUGGCGUCGAAGGCAUAUUUCUCAGGAGAAGCAUCAGGCUUCCGCAUCGCGAGGCUCAUCGACCCCAGGACUGAUGACACCCAGACUACCCCUCAAGAGGUUAGACUCCUCAAGGAUCGGAUGGCACAGGUUAUCCGGGAGAUUGCGGAGAAGCGUAGCAAUCUGACAAUUCAAGACCUCAAGCGACUGCUUUUCCGAUGCGCGGCGAGCGUUAUUUCCUUGGAUAAGUUCGACAGGGGGUUGGUUCACUAUCUCGUCGCAAUGCCCUUUGAGCUGUUCACCCCUCCGUCGGUCUCCGCAGGUAUCGAGGCAUGGUCUUGGGUGAUCUCGGAGAAGCCCCAAUAUGAGAUGGUGCUGAUGUCCGAGUUGACAUCAGCAUGGAUUGAUACCAUCAAGUUUGGACGCGGGAUGUUCUGCGAGUCGAUGAAUCACACGGACCCGUUCCACCAUUCCAUAGAGUAUAGCCCUUCGAAUAGGGAGGAAGCUGAGCGCAACGCAAAAGUCGCUCGUCGCUUAUUACUUCCCCACCAGCUUAUCAUGCAGCUGCUCGUCAGCAGGCUCCAAGCAGCGCGCUAUCGCAAGCCUGGUUUGAUGCUUCUGCUGCAGCGACUUACUCUUGCAUCUACACGGGCUCACGGGCAGAUGAGCACGCACCCGCUUGCGAGGGAUGCACGCUUCUCCUUGCUCCUGUUCGGCUUUGAAGUCCUUCGCAGUUCACAUUUGGAUUCCUAUUGUGAGCAUCAGCUCCGCGACUGCCUCUACCGGUGCGCUUUCUCUUGGUUCGCUGUACGCCCUCAAUGGUCCUUUGGCUCGAACCGUGUACAGAUCGACACGGAUAUCAAAGUGCUUUCGGAGUUUUUGUUGUACUUGCAAGCAGACAAUGUCCGAGGAAUUGCAUCGAUCUCGAGCCUGUCGCCGGUACAAGCGGCGUCUCGCUCAUCUUAUUACAAGAAUCUUCUGAAGAAUCAGAACGCCCCUCUGCGGCUGCUGAUUGAGAACGAAAUGUUCCGUCUUACGGUCUGGGCCAAUCCCACAAACGACUCCAAGCGUGGUGGUGAUCAUGUUGGUACCGUGGAGAGAGUCAUGAUGGACUCUUUAUGGGUCAAUACGAUCCGAAACGUGUGGAAGAUUGAUCCGGCAAUUGCAGUUCAUAUGAACGAACGCUUCAACAUCGCGGCUUUGAACAACGAGACUACUCGUCUAGUGCGAUCCAACACCCGCGACGUCCUUGAUGUUCCAGAAGCUCUACUUUUCCUUAUCGGCGACAGGUUGGACGUAAGCAUCCAGCGCGAUCUGAAGUAUUUGUUGCUCUGGACACCUGUCCCACCGAUUCUUGCCAUCACGUUCUUCGAAAAGCGCUAUAACAACGACCCCCUCCUGUUGCAAUACGCACAUCGUGUUUUGGAACAACACCCCGUUAACCUCACAUUCUUUUUCGUUCCGCAGAUUGUACAGGCUUUGCGAUACGAUGACCUUGGUUAUGUCGCUAGGUUCAUUUUUGAGACCGCGAAGAUCUCGCAGCUGUUCUGCCACCAGAUCAUCUGGAAUAUGAAAGCCAACUGCUACAAAGAUGACAUGGCUGAAGUGGAAGACCCGAUGAAACCGGUGCUUGACCGGAUGACAGAUAUGAUCGUAGCCGCGCUGUCCGGCGAGGCGAAGGACUUCUACGACCGCGAGUUCACGUUCUUCAACAAAGUCACGUCCAUCUCCGGGAAGCUCAAGCCGUUCAUCAAAAAGACCAAGCCGGAAAAAAAAGCCAAGAUUGACGAGGAAAUGGCCAAGAUUCACGUUGAUGUCGGGGUGUAUUUGCCCAGUAACCCCGACGGUGAGGUUGUCGACAUUGACAAGAAGUCCGGUAGACCAUUGCAGAGUCAUGCUAAAGCACCAUUCAUGGCAACCUUUAAGGUCCGAAAAACUCGUGUCUUAGCUGUCGAAGAUGGCGAUGCCCUUGGCGAUGUGGACGUAGCGAAACAGCAAGAGCAAGAGUACGACGUCUGGCAGGCGGCUAUUUUCAAGGUUGGAGACGACUGUCGGCAGGACGUCCUCGCAUUACAAGUCAUUGCCAUGUUCAAAAACAUCUUCAGUAGCAUUGGCCUGACGGUUUACUUGUUCCCCUACCGCGUGACUGCCACGGCCCCAGGAUGCGGUGUCAUUGACGUCGUCCCGAACGCGACGUCCAGAGACGAGAUGGGCCGGGCAAAAGUUAACGAUCUUCUUGACUUUUUCGUUGCCAAGUAUGGUGGCGAGGAUACUGUGGAGUUCCAACGAGCACGUCUCAACUUUAUCCAAUCUAUGGCUGCAUACUCUGUCGCAUGCUACAUCCUCCAGAUCAAGGACAGACACAACGGUAACAUCAUGAUCGAUGGCGAGGGUCACAUUGUUCACAUCGACUUCGGUUUCUUGUUUGACAUAGGUCCUGGAGGUGUCAAGUUCGAGCCCAAUUCGUUCAAGUUAACUCAUGAGAUGGUGGUCCUGAUGGGUGGACGAUAUUCACAAGGGUAUCAGUUGUUUCAACAGCUCACUGUCAAAGCAUUCCUUGCCAUCAGACCGCAUGUGGAUCAGCUGGUUAGCACUGUUCAGCUCAUGCUCGAUACGAGUUUGCCAUCCUUCAAGGGAGAGCCCACUAUAAAGCGACUCAGGGAGCGCUUUGCUCCAGGGCUUAACGAACGGCAGGCGGCAGAGUGGAUGGUGGCCAUUGUCCGCAAUGCUCACGAGAAUGUUCGAAGCACUGCUUACGACGAGUUUCAAAGGCUACAAAAUGGCAUCCCAUACAAGUGAGGUGGACAAAGGUCGUGAUUACGCCGGCGCGCCUAUGAUAUAUCCUGCUGCUGUAUACCGUAGUUUAUGUUUUCAUAAUUGCUGUACUUCA